AUUCCUAGUGUCCACCAAAUUCCUCAGCGCUCUCUCACACUCCUCUGCGGCCACGACUCCGGGGGUGGGGAAACGGAGCCGAGUUCCUCCCCGCAGAAGCCCUCCCGCUGCCUUCUCCCAACUCUGCGAAGGGGAACGGGGUGUGAGACUCAACCAGACCCCAACUCCCAUUCCCAACACGAGGUGGCUGCCCCACACGCCACACCCGGGGGCCCACUGGUGUGGGGCUCGCUCUCGCUCUCGCUCUCCCCCCGCCUCUCUCUCAUCCUCUCCCCCAAACAUGUCCACCGGCUCCCUCAGCGAUGUGGAGGAUCUUCAAGAGGUGGAGAUGCUGGACUGUGACGGGCUGAAAAUGGACUCGAGCAAAGAGUUUGUGACUUCCAACGAGAGCACCGAGGAGAGCUCCAACUGCGAGGCGGGGUCUCCCCAGAAGGGCCGCGGAGGCCUGGGCAAGAGGAGGAAGGCGCCCACCAAGAAGAGCCCCUUGAGCGGCGUCAGCCAGGAGGGGAAGCAGGUCCAGCGCAACGCGGCCAACGCGCGCGAGCGGGCGCGGAUGCGGGUGCUGAGCAAGGCCUUCUCCAGGCUCAAGACCACCCUGCCCUGGGUGCCCCCGGACACCAAGCUCUCCAAGCUGGACACGCUCAGGCUGGCGUCCAGCUACAUCGCGCACUUGAGGCAGAUCCUGGCGAACGACAAGUAUGAGAACGGGUACAUUCACCCGGUCAACCUGACGUGGCCCUUUAUGGUGGCCGGGAAACCCGAGAGUGACCUGAAAGAAGUGGUGACCGCGAGCCGCUUAUGUGGAACCACAGCGUCCUGACCUUGGAGCUUUCUAGGAGCAGACAGGACCCAAACAACUCAUAAUGCCGAACUGGGAAGAAACAAUGGAAGCUAUGAAAAGCAUAAACACCGUAACCUUUAGGAAGUGCUGCAACAUACAUUAUAGAGUUCUUCUUAGUAAUUAAUGAAUUACUUCUAACACCGCUCAAGCCUAUCGGUUAGUUAGCCAGCGCCUUCAGCUCCCGGCCACGACUUCCGGCGGACUGGGUUUUAAUUUAAACAUCUUCCAUGCUACGGAACAGCUCGUUGGGGAAGAUUAAGUUGAGAUAAACAGUGAGGCGAGGCCGAAGAGCCUGGAACCGGGUUCACUCGCUGCCCCAGCACAACCCGCAGCGGCCGCUGAGCCAGAUGCCACCAGGGCUGUUUAAUGUUCGGGGUUAUGACCGCAGUGUUUACAAGACGUCUUCGGUUAUUUAUACUGUUAUUCCUCGCAGAGGGCCUUGAAACUUCCGCUUCAUUUGCUCUUUCUUUUCGAUUUUUUUUUCCUCUUUUUCUCGGCUCAGUUUGGUACCUGGAGUAAGAGCUCCCUCCGACCACCUCAUGCACCCCCAACCAACCACAGGGCUGCUUAGGGGGUGGAACUCUGGGCCUGGACUUCUGGGAAGGCCCCCGGCGACCCUGGUCCAGACAGGUGAACCGCUGUGCCAGGGCGCUUCUCUGCCGGUGAAGACUCCCACAUUACCAAGUGCAAUUCUCCAGUCUCGGAGGGCUGGGAACUUCGCUCACUCCUAAUCCGCCUGUCUGUUAUUUGCACCUCAGAGGACAACUCGGGAUGUCUGGCUUUCCUACCACUCCCCCCAAACCCCUCUUGACCUUUAGGAACUCAUUUCAAGCUCUGACCACCUCCACCUUCCCCAAAUUCCCAUGUUCCAUCACUUCAACCACAGGGCCAGUGUCCCAGGCUCCUCCAAACUUCAGAACCCAAGUCAGAGUUGAGUCCCAGAGUGAUUCAGUUGUUUGCAUUUCAGGAUCAGCAAAAUUUCCAAGCUCCCACUCACAUUCUUAUAAACCAAACGCUCAAAAUUCUGAGCACCCGACUCAGGUGGCCCACAGAGAAGAAAUUUCUGCUUGCUCCUUCCGUGGACCCCAAACUGCAAACGGACUUUUUAAAAAGUACUAGGCCCCCUUCCUAUAAUUUGAAGCCUUUGCUUUCGGCAUGAGGCAUGAGUCUAUGAACAGGGAACAUGUGAAUGAAUCCCAAGUUCUGCCUCUAGCUUUUCCCUGAAGAAGGGCCCAUCCUCAGUUUUCCCAUCUCUGAAAAUGGAGAUAAACGUUAAAAUCAUCAUACUCAUGCUUUUCCUCUUCUGCCUCACAAAACCUCAGUGGGACAUAAAUGUGAUCAUAUUUGUGUGAUCACUUUAUAAAAGAAAAGAUCUGUGCAAGUAUCAGUUACUUUCGCUAAGUAGCCAGAGAUGAGCUGUCCAUGCUUGACCCAACCUGACAGUGUCUCAGGCAGGAAGCUCAAAGCCUGUGUGUUCAUGAAGUGCAGGUGAUAGUCUUUCUAUUCCCUGAACAAAACACCUUUCUUUCUUUGAUGCAAUGCUGAAGGUUAUGAUUUCUCUCUCUCUGUUCACAUGCCUUUACCUCUCCCUGGUGUUCUCCAAGUUUGUCUAGAGCUUUCUACCAAUGUGACUAUUUCCUGAAAAUCUAAAACCCAUAAUUCGGAGAGCAAGGACAGGGCCCAAGAUCAGCAAAUAGAAGGGAUACACUGGGGUCUUGCUGUCAGGAGGGCCUGCCAACAGGGGCCACAAGGCAGCCACAAGGCAGGGGUGUACUUGGGGUCCCACGGUUGUUCAUUGAAAGGAGCAGGCAACACUGCAGGAACGACUAGGUUUUGGCUACCACUAGCCCCAGGAAUGUGGCAAUGUGACUGCCCCAAACACUUGCAUACACACAUCCACAGUUUAAACACUUCUUCCCCAUGGACUCUUCUCUUACACCAGCCAGAUCCCCAGCUCUCCCCCACCCACCAGGCCCUACUGUUGUCCAGGAACAGCCAUCCCACCCUUGUCCAGUCCAGGUACCUGGUGUGCCUUGAUCUGAAAAGGAGGCAAGUGGCAGCUGGGGGAGGAACGGGGACCUCCUUUGCUGCUUGUCAGAUAAGGGUGAGGGGUAGGGCGUGUCCUAUCUGUGGCCUCUUCAUUAUGAAAACUAUCUUAGAAGGUACUUUCAGAAAGAACCAGGAGAACAACCAAAACAGACUGUAGAAGCUUGGAAGAUAAACAUGUCUGCUAGUCCUCAGGAGAAGGAGACAGGUACUAAAACUGGCCUGUAGCUGAUGGGGAAGUCCCCCCCCCCAUUCUGAUCGCUUGUAUGACUUUUUACAAUUUAUUAUGCUUCUAUCAGGUUUUUCCACUGUGCUAUUGGAGACUUCCUUUUAAAAAGAGAAGUGGUGAACGAGAUCUGGUACCUCUGGAUAUAUUUGGUGACCAGUAGGAAAUACUGCCCAAGGAGCCUUUUAAGCCAGAAGCUCCGCAGUGUGUGUCAUCCAGAAUGACCUAGGUGGCUGGUGGAAGUCCAUGAUUGAUUCAUCCCUUCAUCCCCUCCCCCAGUUCGGGAUUCAAGAGGUCUGGGGUGGGGUCCCAGAGUUUCUAACAAUUUCCCAAGGGAAGCUGAUAUGGCUGGUCCAGGAAUCACCCUUUGAGAAUCACUGUUGGGGGAUCUCUCUCAGAGAAACAAAAGAAGUGAAUACAGACAGAAAGAAAAUAUUUGGGAAAAUUUUUAAGAGGCUGCAUGUUCUGGGCUCCAGUUUCAUUUGCCUUUCUAUUCACCCCAAGAUGGCAUGCAGUGCAUUCCUAACGCUUAAAUGCCAGUCGGGAAAUCAAAUCACUUGUCCUCAGAAAAUAAAAGAUUUGUGUGGCCCUCCUGUAUCAUCGAAGUUUGUGCGCUCAUCUUGUGCCCUCCAGACAGACUUUAGUCAUCAGAUGAUGAGUUGCAGACCUGGAGGGUUUAGGGCCCUGCUGCUCUUGGCUCCUUUGCGACCCCUAAGGGGGAAAAAAUGGGCAUCCAGGACUCACGCCCCCGUCGACCCCCACCCCUGGUUGUGCAGAGGGCCCCAGCAAAUAUUUUCCUUUCACUUCAGUAAGAGUAGGUGGCUUGGCUCUGCGUUGGGGCCCUGUGCGUCAGGCCCGCAGGAAGUCGGCCUGGGUUGGGGUGCAGGGGCUCUAGGGAUGGUGGUGAGCGGAGGGUGCGGCUGGCGGGCAGGUCAGGGACCCGAGCCCAGGGGCGGAGUAGGGAAUGACGGGUUUUCGUUGGCGGCUUUUCUACUCCCAAGAGUUGAUGGAAGUAGGCGGGGGGAGAAGAAAGGAGGCUCCGAGCCCCAGCCUACACAGCCUCCUGGGUCCACGGGCUUUUCCGGGCACCGCCCCCGAGUCUGCGGGUUCUGAGUGCGAACCGCCCCGCGCUCAGAUGCCACCCCGGGAAGGUUCUAGGGUUAAGACCCCGCACAACCACGGAGGGGAGGCGCCCGCCCCACGCAGCUUGCUUGCCGAACUUUCUUUCCUAGCUUUGCAUCCUUCCCUACAAAUGCUGGCUGUGCCCCUGGAAGCUCGCGUGCUGCCAGCUGCAUUGUUGAGAGCUCCUCCGGCUUCCUCCGGACUCCUGGGGUCGACGUGACUUUGAUCUUGAGGUCGGGGCCAGCUCCGCAGGUCCACCCUCCACUCGGUUCACAGAAGGAUUAUCCGCCUCGGGGACCAGGCUUAAAAUCCCCUCUCUGGGCAGAGGGAGGAGAAAAAGGUGGAAAGGGCGAAGGGAACUGGCAAGGUUCAGACCUUCGGGGAGACCAGACUUCUCUGAGCGACAUCAUCACCCUUGUCCCCAGAAUCCAGAGUAGCGCCCGACAAUUCCAUAAAUGUUAAAUCAAGGAUGAAUUUGAAUCAUUGACUCUCUGAGCUUUGGUGAAGGAAAUUCGAGCCAAGAAAUUGACAGUGGGGCUGUUGUUGUGCUUAAAAUGAAACUCAAUUCUUAGGUUGACAUCUCCGGUGCGUAUUUGAGGAAAGCACAACGCAAGCACAGGUGAUGGGACUGGGUGGCAUCAUCUGGGAGUGGGAUGUUUCAACUGCCCUCAGCCCGACACUGUGAUGAAAUCUCCUUUUUCCCUUUCCAGUAGAAGAUGACAUUAUUAGUUAUGAAUGUACCUGGCCUUUAGAUCAGAAUCAUUAGCUUAAAAGGUGCUUUGAAUAGUAGAAAUAAUAUAAGACACUGACUGUGUAAGAAUAAAAUGUUCGUGGGAUGUUAUUUUUAAAUUAAUCCAGUUGGUGAUAAGGAAGUAGUCCGUUGCCUUUUACAAAGAUGUAGAUUACAUCUAAUAUGUAAUGUAAUGGAAGGAGCUUUUGAGUACUUGACCAUUCAGACCUUAGUUCUUCCACCUGUAAAAUGAGUAUAAUAAUGACUCCUUUGGUGACAUAAUCUCUGGUACAUGUUAGACACCAAUUAAUACUAGUUUUCCUACUCUCUUCUCCCUUUCUUCUCAUCACUAAGUUAUAAAGGUGCCUCAAAGAAUGAUAUGCAUUUACCCUAAAUAGUUAUCUAACCAAUAGGAAACAAUAUUAAAUUCUUAUGAUAAUCUAAGUGCUCAGGGUAUCUUGAAAGUGUUUAAAACAAGUUACAUUCAGGUCUCAGUCUUUCUUAUAGAGACCUCACCACUUUAUCUGCAGUGGAUCCUGCUAGAAGUUCUGUAUUUCUGCACUAAUCACUUUAUCAAUAACAGAUAAUUCUUAUUUUCCUUCAUUUCUCU
Ailuropoda melanoleuca (giant panda) is the source of this 5575-nucleotide messenger RNA. It is a transcript of the gene TCF21, whose product is annotated as transcription factor 21. Gene Ontology annotation, biological process: developmental process; regulation of transcription by RNA polymerase II. Gene Ontology annotation, molecular function: RNA polymerase II transcription regulatory region sequence-specific DNA binding; protein dimerization activity; DNA-binding transcription factor activity, RNA polymerase II-specific. NCBI's taxonomy places the organism in Eukaryota, Metazoa, Chordata, Mammalia, Carnivora, Ursidae. The coding region runs from base 281 to 820 and encodes 179 amino acids. The transcript has 3 exons. The record is from RefSeq and is a predicted model, not a curated record.